AUGUUUCAGGCACCAAAGUUGCUGUUAUGUGGAUGCACUUGUUGCAUGCCUAAGUCAUGCCUAAGUAAUAAGAGAAACUUUAGUAGUAAUGCUUCUGUGCUGGUUUUUAGAGAAACUAAUACCAAUACCGUGCUUCAGAAACCUUCUAGAAAAUUGCACUCACUUGGUGGCAUGUUAAAAUACAGAUCUGUUGAAACUUAUUCAGUCCUUCAAGCUAGCUGCCUUCAACAUUGGUUUAAAAACUGGCAAGCACUUAGGAGAAACAAAUUGACAGCUAGCACUUUUGCUGCUGCGAUUGGGUUUUGGCGUCGGCAAAGGGUCCAGCUGUGGUUAGAGAAGAUUGGUGCUAUUGAACCUUUCUCUGGAAACCUUGCCACCUGUUGGAGCAAUAUCAAAGAGGAGGAAGCACUUGAAAGAUACAAACUGAUAACUGGAAAUACUGUGUUGUUUCCUGAAUUUCAGGUCUAUGAUUCACACCCACAAGACAGCUGGCUUGCUGCUUCACCAGAUGGUGUAAUUGACAGUCUAGUGCAUGAAUUGCCUUCUCGUGGAGUACUGGAGAUAAAGUGUCCAUAUUUCAGUGGGGACUUAAAUAAAGCUUUCCCUUGGUCUCGUAUUCCAAUUCACUAUAUUCCUCAAGCUCAGGGUUUAAUGGAGAUUCUAGGAAGGGAUUGGAUGGAUUUUUAUGUUUGGACUCCUAAUGGUAGUAGUCUAUUCAGGUUGCAUCGUGAUGCUGAGUAUUGGGAUGUAAUGAAAAUAGCCCUAUAUGAUUUCUGGUGGAAGCAUGUUCAUCCAGCGCGAGAAUUGUAUAGUAGCAAUGUUUUAAGAAGUCCCCUUUUUCAAUUAAGAACAGUGAGGCCAGCUCCUAGACAUGAGUUAUGUAGAGAUAUUGUUAAUAAAAGCAAACACAUUGCUGCUAAUUCUAAGUUGUUGAUGCGGGAGAUACAUGGGAAAUUGAUAAAUUGA
Vigna unguiculata (cowpea) is the source of this 966-nucleotide messenger RNA. RefSeq names its product Restriction endonuclease, type II-like superfamily protein. Lineage: Eukaryota; Viridiplantae; Streptophyta; Magnoliopsida; Fabales; Fabaceae. The record is from RefSeq and is a predicted model, not a curated record.